AUGGCAGAGGCCCGGCCCGGGAGACGCACAGGCUCGCGCCGUGGCCAACGGCGGCAGCCCGCGACCUGGGAGAUCUCGGACUCGGACGCCGAGGGCGCCGCCGCUCCGGAGGUCGGCGCUCGAGGCCGGGGCGCGGCGGGGAAGAGCAAGGCGGCGGCCGGGGCGCUGCGGUCGGAUCAGGUCCUGAAGCGCCUGGCGGUGUGCGUGGACCCAGCCGUUCUGGAAGAUGCAGGUUCUGACAUCCUGAUGGAGGCCCUGGGCGCGCUGGGCUGCGAGUGCCGCAUCGAGCCGCAGCGCCUGGCCCGCAGCCUGCAGUGGAGCGGCGGGAGGCCCGACCCCGGCACCAGCGGCGUGCCUCCCGAGUUGUGUAAUGAGGAUGAGUGCGAACAGUUGCUACUGCUGGAGCCCCAGGAGUUUCUACGGGGUGCCGCCCAGCUGACCCAGAUGACAAGCCCACCCAGCAACCUGCCUUGGCUUUCUGCUGAGAACCCGGCCCGCCCCCACCUGGCUGUCAUCGGGCUGGACACAUACCUGUGGUCUCACAAGCCUAGUGUCCAGAAGAGACAGCAGCUAGAGAGGACAAAGGAGGCCCAAACCACCGUGACCAUCAGCUGGCCCGAGGUGGAGGAGGCCCUGGUACUGCUUCAGCUCUAUGCAGACCUGCGCGUGCUGCUGGUAGACUCCUGGCAGGAACUGAGUCAGCAUGUGUGCGCCUUCACCAAGGCCCUCGCCCAGCGCCCCUCAAAGCAGUAUCGGGAUUCCCAGGCCUUUCCCUUCUGCACCACAGGUCGCUGGGCCUCAGGCCUAAAAGUGACCAGAGAUGGCUCUGGGCUUCGAGGAGUAUGGUUGAGGCAGAUCGGGCAGUUUAACCGGGUCAGCCCAGCUGUGGCUGAUGCUGUCAUCACCGCCUUCCCCUCCCCCCGCCUUCUGCAACAGGCUCUCAUGGCCUGCAGCACGGAGCAGGAGCGCCUGGGCCUCCUGGCUGACCUCCCUGUCAAGACCCUUGGAGACAGACAAUCCCGCAGAGUGGGGCCUGACCUCUCACGACGCAUCUGCCUCUUCCUCACUACCACCAAUCCUGACUUCCUACUGGACCUGGCCUCCUGAUUACACCCAUGGCACCCCGGGCCUCCUGCUUGCCUACCAGAAGGAAACACAGUCCAGCCUGGGAACCAAUCCACAGGCCUGACCAGUCACCCUGCGGGGCAGGCAAGGUGAUGGGACUCUAGCUGCUGUAAACACUCAGCAACUGACUGGUUGGAUGUGAGUUCCAGGGAAGGUGAAAGGUGGAAGCUGGGGUGAACAGAAGAACCUGGGGUGUUGGGCUUCUGCCCUCUGCAUACACACCAGCUGCAGAGAGCCUAAUGGCAGGGCACUGGGAGGGGCUGAAGAGCACCACCCUGUCCCACUGCUUCUGAGGCUGCCCUGAGAGAAGCAGUACAGGACCCAGGGAGGAGGAGAGCCAGGCCUACACCUCCACAAGCUGCUAGACACAGCCAGACCCAGCGGGAGACAAAUGCAGGCAGCCCAGGCCUUGGUGUGGGCCUUUUAAUGUCACAUUGGGAGUGAGACUUAAACCCUACAUGGUGCACCAGCUGAAGUCUGUGAGCAGGAGCUGGCAACAUGCAAAGCAAGCUGGGAAAGACCGACUCCUCCUUCCUGGCCACACGUCCCUCCCCCCCCCCCCCCCCCCAGGGUCCAGGAGUGCUUAGGCUGCUUGUUACUGGGACACAGAGGGAGGGAGGAAGACCCGAAGGACUUUACAGCACCACUUCCCAGGCAGCACAAGGACCCCCAACACCUGACAAUCUGGCCCUGGAGGCCCCACAGGAUGGACUGGCCUUUAGGAGGCAGGGACAACCCCAGACAGACUUCGGUCCUUCCCUCUCGUGCUGCCCUGGAGGGUUAGAGAAGGCAGUCCCGGCCACCCUGGGGCCACUCUGACUGGGCAAGUCAGGUCCUUCGGCAGCGCUUCCUCUGGCAGGGUCUGCUCUCGGCCACAGUGCUGGGUGGGGGCGCAGGGGGCUUUCGGCGGCCGCAGUUCAUCCUCAGGACCCAGCCCAGCUUGUUGUGCAGCACCUGCUUGAGGCCCGGAGGCAGAGGCAGGCCCUCGAGGGUGUCCCCGGAGUCGGGCCGCAGCUGGCGCAGGCGGUAGCAGCACAGGUAUUGCAGGGAGGUGGAGCUGGCGCAGGAGCGGAUCACCUUCAUGCUGCUCUUGGCCGCUGUGGAGCACACCAUCGGGUAGAACCUCCUGUUCCGCAGCCGGGUGGCAGCCACUCCUGGAAGGAAAGAGCAGGAGGGGAAGGGGAUGCUCUUCUGCCUUCCCACAAACUGCCAAGGUGAACAGCUUGUGCCACUCUGAGGCAGGAUGCUGGACUCAGCUUUGGCCUAACGACCCCAGUUUGGCCGGCCUUGCUCACCCUCGAGGUGCCUCAGGUCACAGCCAGCUUGGUCCCACCCGGGACAGGCCUCAAUCCGGCCACAUCCUGCAGGCACUAUCUGCAGUAUCCAUUCAGAGCUGGGCUGAGGGAAAGCACCCUCACCUAUGCACGUCCGAUUCUUGAAGAAGGUCAGUGUCCCAUGCCAAGUGUCCAGAUGGACACCAAUGAUGGAGCCCUGGCCAAAGCGCGAGGAGAAGCUGGUCUUGUCACCCUUGUGAUGGAGCAGUCCUGAGGGCAGUGAGUGGAGUGGGGUGAGCCCAGGAAGGUCUGCAGUCCUGCCUGCCCUAGCCCAGCCCAGGGCCACACCUACCAGUGUAGGAGAGCCCCCAGCUGUCUUCAUCUCUGCCAAGCAAGCUGCAAAACGUGUGAUGGUACUUGUCCAGGUCCACAUCUGAUGUCCCGAUGCCCACCAUCUGGGAACAGUGGAGCUGGGCAGAGGGGUGCCUGGGAACAAGGCCCCAGGCAGCUGCCCUCCUGCUGGCAACCACUUACCAUGUCAGUACCAUAGACAGGAGAGGUCAUCUUGAUCUCCCAGAAAUGCUGGCCAUCCCCUAGCUCCUUGGUGCCCCGGAUGGCUGCAGUGCCACAGCUAUACUCCAUGUGGAAGCUGACCUUGCGAUUGUCACAGCUCAGCAAAGUGGCCGAGGACUUGUUCAGGUCAUCCCAGACCCAGUCAAAAUCUGCAAGACAGAAGAGUCCAGGCUAAGCCCACUGCGCCAGAGCCAGGGCCCACCUUAUCAGUCUCACUGAACCUGUCCAGCCUUCCUCAAGGGCACCUGCAGGAUACUCACCCUCAUCCUCCUCACCACAGCGGCAGUCCUUGUCACGGUGAACCAUGUGCAAGCUGUUACAAAAGGCAGCCUCACUCUGGCUCUCGCAGUCACAGAAGGACUCUCCAGUUACGGGCACAGCACUGGGGAUGGAUGGUGGCAGGGACGAGUACUCGGGAUCAGAAUCUGACUCACUGUGCUGGGAGGGAAGGGGCAAGAAGUUCUGUCAGCAGCCCACCCUCUCCUAGCCUCCUAACUCUUGCCUGGGAAAGAAAAUAAGGAACAUGCCAUGGCCCAUCUCAUGCUAUAGACACCUGACCUGGGAACUGGCCCCUGUGCCUGGUGUGGGGAGGAGGGGAAAUGGCCCCUGGGGCUGGCUUCCUAUUACAUCUGGAACUCAAUGCA
This is a messenger RNA of Jaculus jaculus (lesser Egyptian jerboa), 3616 nucleotides long. It is a transcript of the gene Eme2, whose product is annotated as essential meiotic structure-specific endonuclease subunit 2. The transcript is spliced from 8 exons. Bases 1 to 1107 code for a protein of 368 amino acids. Gene Ontology annotation, molecular function: DNA binding; nuclease activity. Gene Ontology annotation, biological process: double-strand break repair; replication fork processing; resolution of meiotic recombination intermediates. The record is from RefSeq and is a predicted model, not a curated record. Lineage: Eukaryota; Metazoa; Chordata; Mammalia; Rodentia; Dipodidae. Gene Ontology annotation, cellular component: nucleus; Holliday junction resolvase complex.